CGUUCGAGGCAUCGCGUGUGCGCGUCUUCUACAAACGGAACUUAUCGCUUUACCGCAUUUAGUUAGCGUGAAUUUCCAAAUCACCAACCGUCAGCGUUGUGUGAGUGUGUUGAUGAUCGUAUCCACAUUGUCUGUUUGACUGAGGAAGAAAUCAACGCAGCACUUAACGCUUUCAAUUACCUCAAGUGAACACACACACAAACCAAUUCACAAAGAAAUUCACCAUCUAUGCGGUGUUGUAGCAUGUGAAGCACCAGAAAGUGAUUAUUUUACAAGAAGAAAAGUGAUCGAAAUUGUCUCAGCAAAGAAAUUUGUUCGCCGUUAUUUACACUUUUAUUAUUGCAAUUUGGCGAGAAAAUUAAUGUAAAUAAGUGAAAAAAAAAAGAGUUACGAGAAACCGCAGUGAAAUUGCGCUCAUAAAAUUUCGUAAUUUUGUGAAAGUGUUUUGUGUCGCAUGACAAUUGGCAGCGACCACUGCCAGCUGCCAGCUCGCCCAGUAACGCUUGUAGGCCAUUUGCUGCCGCCAACGGUCGCUGUCGCACGGGCGGUUCGUCACAUAUUAGCUCUGUGGAUACUGUGCUUUACACCUCCGCAGCGAGCGCAACUGUUUUGUAAACAAAAGAAAGUGGAAUUUUAUUAUUCACCCAAAAUAUUAUGAAAUUCGCCUUGAAAGCGCAAAAUCUGCUGAGAAUACAAAGUGUCGCCUAAUUGGCUGUGCGAAAGCAAAUUGUGAAUAUUUUUGAAAAAGUAAAUCGAAUCGAAGUGAAGAAACGCAACGCAUUUAUGCAAUCGACAUAUCUGCCUUAACUUAACCUGGCGUGUGGUAUAUAACGUGUUCGUUGAACCGAUUACUUACGCACCACUAUACCUAGAAUUCAGCGGCAGAGUGUAUCGCGACGAAGCCGAAUGCAGUAUCUCACUUACGCACUGCAAACAUCCUCACGUUUCCUCACAACGUCCGCACCCAUAACCAACACACACACCGCCUUCAACAACAAUAACAACAACUACACUAACCCGCCCACAAACAGCGCGAUCAGGGCACAAUCCAACAACAACAUAGACUUACAUUUUCCCAAUCAAAAUCCCAACAACAACAGCAACAAUCGCCAACAGCCGAGAAUCACCACGACGAACAACAUAUUAGGCACCUCGCGUCGCAGCAGCAGUAAUUCAGCAGCGAUAGCAGCCGCAACAACAAAAGUAUCAUUUGCGCAGAGCGAAGUAAUCCACAACUACCAAACCACAUCCACUACAACAACACUACCACCAAUUCACAGCACUUGCCACGAGUGCAGCUGCAGCGACGCAACAACAUUCGAAACAACCAGCGCAGCAGAAGCAGCAGCUGCAGCCGCGCCGACAGCCGCAACAGUAGCGCCAUCAGCGACAACGGUGCCGCAGCGCGAAUGAAAUUUACUCACGAUUAAUGUUAGCAUUGCGCGCAACAAACUGCUUUCAUUCUUCAAUCGCGACAUGGCCGCAACGGAUGGCCAAAUAAUACUGGCCGCCUCCCGCUUCGGUGACACCGAACCGCCGGUGUACCUGCGCGAGUUCUCCAAACAGCGAUUGCCUGCGGUCGCAAAAAUCGUCAAGGGCCAACAUCAGAACCUUGGUGUGCCCACAUUGUCGGCGCCCUCGCUUCAGAGCACGGCACUUUUCCUGAGCGCCGGCAAACGGUAUCAGAUACUGGCACAACCGAUUAAAAUCAAAGAGGGACGCAAGACAACAAAUGUCGGUGCAAAGGUGCUCAUACCGGAGACCUAUCCCGGUUACUUUGAGCUACUCAGCGAAGAUGGCCGUUCAACGCGUUGCAUCGAUUCGGUGCUCGAGCUUUCGAAGCGACGCAAUUUACGCGUCCUCGUGCGUGAGACGUUCCGUUGCACGCAGAUGAAUCGCACGAUUCACGCGGGCGAACUGCUGACGACGAUGAACGACAAUGGCAAGUACUUGCAAUGCAAAAAUAUCAAAGACGAGAUCAUCAAUUUGCCACUCGAUACCAAAGCGAAAUUCUCACCGAUCGCCAAGGAAGAUAGCAUUAGCGGGGUGCAUACGGUGAAGAAUCUACUACUCAAACGGAUGCCAGUCAUUGUGAGACUUGUCCAUGGUAGUGCUCCCAAAGGUCUGAAGCAACCCUUCGUACCAGAGUUGCGUCUACUCGGCUGUGUCGAAAUCGAUCGUAUAUUUGCGCUGCCCAUGCAAAAGGAUCACGAUUUGGUGCCAGUACCGCUGAAUGUAAAGAUUAAGUUGCAGCGCGCACGCAACAUGGAGCAGUUGGAGCACUUCAUAGAGUAUACCAGAUUCCUCGAGAAGGCGCAGCGUCUGCUGUCAGAUGCACGAGAUCGCCUGCAAAUAGUUGAUCUUAAGUUGUCGGAGAAGGAGAAGAAAGACUCCAAGUUCAGUAGUCGCAACAAAUUACCCGUGGUUAUGUUGCCAUCGGCAGCAGUCGCCGGCGGCCUUAUGGAGAACGGCUACGUGCUGCGCAAGAGCGCCAGCUGUGAUGCAUAUGGCAAGGGUAUCGGUGGGGCAGCGGGCGUACUCACAAGCGCCGAAAUCGCCGAGGAGUACAACGAAAUCGAUCACAUUUACGAUUAUGUCCGGGGCCUGACGCCACUCUCCAAAGGCUUGUCGCGUUUUGAACCCAUCUGCGAAACGCCGACUAUCAAGUCGCAUCACACCGACAGUAGCGGCAAUUAUUGCAGCCUCAUACGUGUGGGCGCGCAGGCGAGCAGCAACAAUAACAACAAUAACAAUAGCAACAGUUUAAAUGCCAGCAGCGGCAGCAACACACAUCACAGCGGUGGCGGUGCCGGUAGCGGCAAUAAUGUUAACAACAAUAACAACAACUACAGUAGUUUAGAGUCAGUCAAGCAGACGACGAAUACCAACACGAAUAGCAGUCACAAUAGCAGCAAUCACAGCCACAAUAACAACCACAACAACACUGGCGGCAGUGGCGGCAGUGUUGGUGGUAACCAUCACCAUCACCACCAUCAUCAGAGUCACAGCCACAAUCAUCAUCACAACCACCCACACGCACACCCGCACGCGCACCCACAUGCCCAUCAGUCAGGAAGUGGAGCCAUGGUUAACCACUACCACCAUAACCAUGUUCAAGAGGACAUCAAGCCAGUGCCACCGCCCAUUGAGACUAUACCGGGCAAGAAGUUGCCUGAAAAGCGGCAACGUCCCACAUUACCAAAGCUUUAUCUGAAGAACACGAACAGUGCAGGCACCACAGUAACUGCGGCCGCGGCGGCCAGUCAUCAUAAUCAACAUCAUCACUCGGCGCAGACGCAACACGCUCACACUGGCAACUCGACAGCAGCAGUGGUGAAUGCCACAGCGGCAGCGGUGGCAGCGCAUCAUGUCCAUCACUACCACAGCAAAGUGCUAACACCUAGCAAUAGCAAUAACAACAGUGGUUCCCAUGCCGCAAAUGGACCACUUAGUGCCGGUAUUAUGGGGGCCAGUAAGGAAUGCAUUCUGGAGCCACAGUCACCACUCUUUCAUAUCAGGUACAAGAGCCUCAGCAGCUUGCAGUUGACGCCCGAAAAUACCUCCAUUACCGCCACACCGAUCUCAAGUAACCCCAAAGGUAAUCAGUCAACCGCAAUACCACCGGAUGUGGUACUCAAAUGCAACAGCAUCCUCAACCACCAGUCGCAUCACGCGCCGCACCUACCACCACCGCCGCCGCCACCACUCAGCAAGAGCGCCAGCACUGCUGGCGGCUUAGCAGCUGUAGCCGGUCUCGGCAUGGGCAUGGGUGUGGGCGUCAUACACCAUAAUCCACGCGAAGGUACACUCGACUCGUCGCGCAGCGGCGGACGUACCUCUGGCGAUUCCAACAAGUUGCCCGAAAAGAAGACGCGUCGCCUGUCGCGUCCUCGUAGUCUAUCGAAUUUAGUCUGGGAUCUGCGGCCAUCCAAAGAGAAAUCAAAAAAGAAAUUAUAUAUACAUCACUUCGAUCACCGCCAACAAGCGACACUGUAUUUGUAGUCAGGUGGCAGGAGGGUUGCACGCUACUGGAAAAUGGCGGGACAAGUGGUCGAAGAAAAUGCCAUAUAUAGACUUUAAAUAAGAUCUUACGUAGAAAUAUGGGGCAUAGCUAUUUUGAAUACUUUAAGUUUGCGGUGGAAUGAAGACAGUACCAAUGAAAGAUGAAUGAUGUUGCCAUCACUUUAGAAACCUACACAGCUAUUUGAACGGAAUUUUAAUGCAUUAUCUUAAGCUUCUGAUCCGAUAUCUUCGUCCAGGUAGAAACCACGAUUGGAACACCAGCGCUAAUGUCAAUUGCAGAUCUUACGCAGAACCACUAAAAACUUUAAACGUCAAACUUGAAAUGCACAAACCUAGAAAUUAGAUAUUUAAACACAUAUAUUGAGAAACGGAGGAAGAAGAGAACAAAUAUCUUAUAACAUUAGUAGAGAAAGCUUUAAAACUAUUUUUUCUCAAUUAAUUAGAUUGUGCCUUUUAUUAGCAAUUAAAAUCCUUUUAAAUAACAAAUUUUAAUAAAGUUAAAAGUGAUCAUGUUUAUUGGCUUAUUGGAAAUAUUGUGGCAAGGCCCCAACAUAUAUUUGUAUGUAUGAAGAAUUAAUUUACGUGUUUAGCUCUCUUUUGGCAUUUUCUUAAAGAAACUAAUAUACAAAAGUCAACUAUUAAGUCUUUGAAUAUCUCAAAACUACGAAAAAAUAUUUGAAAAAUAUAAAAUUUUUGAUAUUUUUCCCAUAAUAUUUUCGAUUCAAAUGAGAUCCCAAAAAAACAAAACAAAAACCAGAAACAUAAGAGUUUGCAACAAACGCACAACCAACGCCGAGAGGUGAAAACUGGAAGCAAAAUAAGUCAGUGCUGUGCUGACUUCGCAUUGAAUCUUGAGAAGAUUCUUUCCGAGGCCCGCACAGGCACUGAGGGACGCCAUAAGUAGAUAACAAACAAAAUAAUGAUAAAAUAAAAGUGAAAGUGGAAGUGGGAGCAGUCUGAGAUAAACUGCAUUGAAUAUGAAUUAAAGUAAACAAAAUAUGCAACAACAACACUUCAAGUCUUUAAAAUUGUGAUUUUAAUUUUAUGUCAAAAAUGUAUGUAGAGAGUGCGCAGAGUCGGCAUUGGCGGAUUUUGUUAUGUUUAAAUCCGCGCGCGACCAGCCGGCCGGUGACGUUUCAAUAUUCGAUAAAUUAAGGGCAUCAUCUUAUUACAUUUUACUUGUUUAUUAAUCAUGCAUACUUGCAGUCGCAUUUGUGUCCCAGUAGUUUUAUGUACGCUAAGUUAAUUUACAUUUUAUAUUUAAACGUUUAAUGCUUUUGUCAGUCACGUGUGCUUUUGAACAGUGCGGAGACGGAGACGGAGGCGCGAACUCGAGUGUUCGAGUACGCCUUCCGCAGCAUUUUCAAAAGUGAUUAGUUUAAUGAAUAAAGAAUUUAUGCAAAACACAGGGCGGGAAGUGUGUGUGUGGGUGUGCAGUGGCCGCUGAGCGUCGAGUAAGCGCACUCAGCUUCGUCUCAACUCGGGCGCUGUCGGCUGUUGCACACUCAACCGCAAAUAACUGUUGCAUUGUGAAUGUGUAGAGCUUAGGAUAGACACACAUGUAUACAUACAUAUUUACUCAGCUGUUCAAUUGAAUCCGCUACACAUACCGUUAAAACUUCAGCAUGUUAAAUAGUAGAAUGAGAA
Messenger RNA from Bactrocera tryoni, 5670 nucleotides. RefSeq lists its product as uncharacterized. Bases 1477 to 4002 code for a protein of 841 amino acids. The record is from RefSeq and is a predicted model, not a curated record. The transcript is spliced from 5 exons. NCBI's taxonomy places the organism in Eukaryota, Metazoa, Arthropoda, Insecta, Diptera, Tephritidae.